This is a messenger RNA of Adineta ricciae, 1098 nucleotides long. NCBI's taxonomy places the organism in Eukaryota, Metazoa, Rotifera, Eurotatoria, Adinetida, Adinetidae. The record is from the annotation of a GenBank genome assembly.
AUGCGCAAAACAUCAAAGAGCAAAUUUUGCACCAAGAUAAAAACUAAGAUGACGAACCAACAAACUUCGUUACCAAUCAUUGAUGUUAGUUCAAUACUAGAUCCCAAUUCACAUCGAGAUAAUCAACAACAGGCAGCUACGGAAAUUCAUCAAGCAUGUCGUAGUUGGGGAUUUUUCUAUGUUAAAAAUCAUGGUGUUCCUUUGAAAUUACAAGAAGAUCUGAUCAAAUUCAGUCGGAAUUUUUUCGCGCGUUCUCUAGAAGAAAAGAUGCAGAUAGAUAUGAACAAAGGUGGCCGAGCAUGGCGCGGCUAUUUUCCAGUGGGUAACGAAUUAACCAGUGGCAAACCCGAUGGGAAAGAAGGUAUUUAUUUCGGAACAGAAAUCAAUGAUGUCAAUCAUCCAAAAGUUCGUAACAACACUCCAUUGCAUGGACAAAAUCAAUUUCCAUCAGGCAAAUCUGACGACGAUGAAUUUCGUCAAGUUAUAUUAACUUAUAUGGCUGCUAUGGAAAGCCUCGGUCGAGCGAUCAUGUCUGCUCUUGCACGUUCAUUAAAACUGGACGCGGAUUUUUUUGAUAAAAACUAUUUUGGCGACGAACCUACAUGUCUCUUUCGUAUAUUCAAUUAUCCAGCUUCAUUUUGUCAGCAGCAAGGCAAUGAAAAUUUGUGGGGUGUCGGUGAACAUACGGAUUACGGAAUGUUAACUCUUCUAUUGCAAGACGAUAUCGGUGGAUUACAAGUAAAGACAAGCCGUAAUGAAUGGAUACAAGCUCCACCUAUUCCGAAUACAUUCGUAUGUAAUAUUGGUGAUAUGCUUGAUCGAAUGACUGGCGGAUAUUACCGAUCAACACUUCAUCGUGUAAGAAAUCUUUCGACCACGCGUGAUCGAUUAUCAUUUCCGUUUUUUCUUGAUCCAAAUUGGGAUGCUGAGGUUUUGCCAAUACCUAUGGAAGGUAUGACAAAUAUCAAGGACGAUGCUGAACAUCGAUGGGAUAAAUCGAGUGUUCAUACAUUUCAUGGAACAUAUGGUGAAUAUCUUUUGAAGAAAGUUAGCCGCGUAUUUCCUGAUCUUGCUCAAGAACAAGCCAUUAGCAAAUAA